CUUGCAGUCCCUUUAUUCAAACAGCCAGAUGUUACGCCAGACCUGUGAGAAGAAGGAGGAAAGACAUCCCCAGCCAUUUGGAUGAUCUUCCCCCCACAAUGCUGAAGAAAGAUUAUGCCAAUGUCCCAAUAGUAAAUAGUGUUGACGAUGUAGUGAAAAGACUGUUGUCACUGGAAAUGGCAAGCCAGAAGGAGAAGAUGAGAGUAAAGACACAACAGCUGGUGGAGAAGGUCAGGAGGUCUCCCAACGACAAUGGCUCCUUUGAGGUGCAAGUUGCUAUGUUGACUGCCAAGAUACGCACUUACGAGGAACAUCUUCAGAGGCAUCCCAAGGAUAAAAAUAACCGUCGUCGUAUGCUGAUGGACAUAGAUCGCCAGAAGAAGCUACUUGCCUAUCUUCGCCGUGUCCGCUAUGAUACCUUUGAAAACACCUGCAAGCAGUUGAAUAUCCAGUACACCCUACCCCCUCCCUACAGGAGAAGGAUGACCAAGCGUUGGGUUGUGAAGAAGGCUUUCUGCCUCAAGGUUUUUCAGGAGGUGCGGAAGCUGAAAGCACCGGAGCGACUAAAGCAGAGAAGAGAGUGGCAAGCGAGAGCGAGAGCUGCGAAGGAGAAGCAGGCACAGUGCGAGGGGACGCCUGUGUAG
Cariama cristata (Red-legged seriema) is the source of this 644-nucleotide messenger RNA. It is a transcript of the gene MRPS15, whose product is annotated as mitochondrial ribosomal protein S15. Gene Ontology annotation, biological process: translation. Gene Ontology annotation, molecular function: structural constituent of ribosome. The annotation marks the transcript as partial. The transcript is spliced from 7 exons. Gene Ontology annotation, cellular component: ribosome. The record is from RefSeq and is a predicted model, not a curated record. Lineage: Eukaryota; Metazoa; Chordata; Aves; Cariamiformes; Cariamidae.